AUGCUUCCAUGGUCAAGAAGUCUCUGCGCGACAGUGACUCUCUGGAGAUCCUUUGCCUCGCAGAAUAAGCAUCCUGAGUUGGACUACGCUGCAGCAAGAGAGUGGUACAAGAGCUUCAACCCUCUGGAGUCGUUACGUGAUGUUGGAGAGGUGACCUUCGCCCGGUCCAGUGGCCCCGGCGGUCAGAAUGUGAACAAAGUCAAUUCCAAGGCGCAGUUGCGCGUGCCCAUCGGCCAGCUACUCCCGCUGCUUCCUGCCGCCUUGCACAAACCCAUCCUGACAUCACGUUAUUAUGCCGAGAACACGUCGAGCCUUUUGAUCCAGGCAGAUGAGAGCCGCAAGGCUCAAGCGAACAAGGACGCGUGCUACCGCAAGCUCAACGAGCUGAUCGUGGAUGUGUUCAAGCAUACCGUACCCGGCGAGACAACGGACGAGCAGAAAGAGAAGGUCAAAAGGCUUCAGAAGGCGGAAAAUGAGUCGAGACUGCGGUGGAAGAAACUGCAUUCGAGCAAGAAGCAGUCGAGGUCAUCCAAGAGAGAUUCUGAUUGA
This is a messenger RNA of Cladophialophora carrionii CBS 160.54, 549 nucleotides long. RefSeq lists its product as uncharacterized. Gene Ontology annotation, molecular function: translation release factor activity. Gene Ontology annotation, biological process: mitochondrial translational termination. The record is from RefSeq and is a predicted model, not a curated record. The coding region runs from base 1 to 549 and encodes 182 amino acids. Gene Ontology annotation, cellular component: mitochondrial large ribosomal subunit. NCBI's taxonomy places the organism in Eukaryota, Fungi, Ascomycota, Eurotiomycetes, Chaetothyriales, Herpotrichiellaceae. The transcript is spliced from 2 exons.